AUGAAGUGUCACUACGAAGUAUUGAGCGUGACGAAGGAGGCGAGCGGAUCUGAAAUCAAAAAGGCCUAUCGCAAACUCGCCCUGCAGUGGCACCCUGACAAAAACCUAGACAAUCUUCAAGAAGCUAAAGAACAGUUUCAACUUGUACAGAAUGCUUACGAAGUGCUCUCCGACCCUCAAGAAAGAGCCUGGUAUGACAAUCACCGCGAACAACUUUUACGUGGCGCAGGCAGUUCCUAUAAUGAUGAUAGUCUUGAUGUUUACCCUUACUUUAGUCCGUCCUGCUACAAAGGUUUUGGUGAUGAUCCUCAAGGAUUUUAUGGUGUUUAUGCAGAGGUUUUCUCUAAAUUGGCCUCUGAAGAGGCAGACUUUUUGGAGGAUCCCGAAGAAGUCUCUAAGAUUCCAAAAUUUGGUGUAUCCACAUCACCCUAUGAAGAUGUAAAUGAAUUCUAUGCGUUUUGGAUGUCUUUCUCCACUAAUAAGAGUUAUGUGUGGUUAGAUCAAUAUGAAAUAUCCCAAGGUGAUAACCGCAGAGUUAUCAAACUGAUGGAAAAAGAGAAUAAUAAGAUACGGCAGAAAGCCCGCAAGGAAAGGAAUGAAGAAAUUAGACGACUCGUUAGUUUUGUACGUCGCAAGGAUAAACGAGUUAUUGAACAUAACAAACAGCUUCAAGAAAAAGCUGAGGAAAAUAAAAAGAAGGCAGAACAACUCAGACGGAAAAGAAUAAUUGAAAGACAGAAAGAAAUAGAAGAAGCUAAGAAGAAAGAAGGGGAAUCUUCUUUCUUACAAAGCGAAGACUAUCAAAAGAAAUUGAGCGAAAUUGAAUCUUUGUUGGCUGAGGAAUUUGGUUUAUCAUCCGACGAUGAUACUAUUAGCGAAGGGGGUAUGGAAAGUAGUAAUGAAGAAAGUUCCAAGACUGAGGAGAUUGUCGAAAGCUAUAAAAAGCUACUCAAAAACUUAUAUUGCUCAGCAUGUAAUAAGAUAUUUAAAAAUGUUAAUUCGUUUGAAAAUCACGAGAAUAGUCGGAAACAUAAGGAAAAUGUUGCAAGUAUGACAUUAGAAGAUGAUAUUGCUAUAUCCGAAGAAGGUAAUGACGUUGAAGGUGAAACUGAGGUAACUAAAAUCAACGGGGAUGCCGAUGAAGGUCUGAAUGUAGCAAACUCUACAUCAGAUACUGAAGAUAAUGAUAUUCGGGAGACGCUUAGCGAUGAUUCGGAUAAAAUACAGGCAUUACCUAAAAGUCAGAAGAAAAAGAAAAACAAGAAGAAGUCAUUCAUACCGAUGCCAGAAAGCGAAGGCAAUGAUAGUCAUGAUGAAAUGAGCUUUAAUGAGAUCGAAGGACCAGUGAGGAGCCGAAAGGCUAAGAAAUUUAAUAUGCUGAAAAGUCAGAUACAGGCUAAAAAGGAGGCUAAUCUCAAAAAAGGUUCUCAAUCCCAGACUUCAACUGAGAACUUAUAUGAAGUGUCAAGUACUACACCCACCGAUGACGCAUUGGCAGAUUCAGCCUUACCAAGAGAUAGACCGGCAUUACCAAAAACUCAAAGGAAUAUAAAAGGUAAAAAAUUAUUUGAACGGAAGCCGUUGAGACCGAAAGCUAGUGAGACAGAAGAUUCUAGCAGCGCCGUUAACCUCAGAUGUCUGAUUUGUCAGACAGAUUUCCCAUCGAAAAAUAAAUUAUUCGAACAUUUGAAGAAAACUGGCCACUCGGUCGCAUUACCCCAAACUAGUUACACUCAAAAAAAGGGUAAGAAAGGUAGGUAA
This is a messenger RNA of Danaus chrysippus (African queen), 1761 nucleotides long. The record is from the annotation of a GenBank genome assembly. Lineage: Eukaryota; Metazoa; Arthropoda; Insecta; Lepidoptera; Nymphalidae.